Molecule: messenger RNA, 472 nt
Organism: Peromyscus maniculatus bairdii (prairie deer mouse)
Lineage: Eukaryota; Metazoa; Chordata; Mammalia; Rodentia; Cricetidae
Source: RefSeq, a predicted model, not a curated record
UUAAAAUUAAAUUAAAUUUAUUUAUUUUAGCAUUCUUGAGGUCAUCUGCACCGUCUGCCUGGGAAAAGAUGGUCAACGUCUUGAAAGGAGUGCUUAUAGAAUGUGAUCCUGCCAUGAAGCAGUUCUUACUGUACUUGGAUGAGUCCAAUGCCUUGGGGAAGAAGUUCAUCAUUCAAGACAUUGACGACACACACGUCUUUGUCAUUGCGGAGCUGGUUAAUGUCCUCCAGGAGCGAGUGGGGGAACUGAUGGACCAGAAUGCCUUUUCUCUGACCCAGAAGUGAAAAUGCCAGAUGUUGAGCACUUGGGAACUACAAACCACAGACGUGAAAGAGGCCCAUUCAAUGUCUCAUACAAUAUUUAGACUUUUUAUGAGCAUUUUGUGGGGAAGGCUGCAGGCCCAUUUAUUCAGAUGGAAGCCCCCAACUGAUUUUGUUGGACUAUUAAAACAAUGUUUUUAAAGAAGAACUGA